Molecule: messenger RNA, 5191 nt
Organism: Molossus molossus (Pallas's mastiff bat)
Lineage: Eukaryota; Metazoa; Chordata; Mammalia; Chiroptera; Molossidae
Gene: AGPAT3
Product: 1-acylglycerol-3-phosphate O-acyltransferase 3
Exons: 9
Coding region: 155-1240 (361 amino acids)
Cellular component (GO): endoplasmic reticulum; endomembrane system
Molecular function (GO): 1-acylglycerol-3-phosphate O-acyltransferase activity
Source: RefSeq, a predicted model, not a curated record
UGGUUACGUGUAAGUACAUGUGUUUGUGCCUUUCACUUUUAGGCCUUCAAGGUGAAAACCCCUAAGGACGAUUACUCCCACUGGCUGAGCCGACCUUGAGCCUCGGACGGCUGUUCUCAGUGAAGGACCCUGCACUCGCGCCUGAGUAGUGACCAUGGGCCUGCUCGCCUACCUGAAGACCCAGUUCAUCCUGCACCUCCUCAUCGGGUUCGUCUUCGUGGUGAGCGGGCUGGUCAUCAACUUCACCCAGCUGUGCACGCUCGUCCUCUGGCCCGUGAACAAGCAGCUCUACCGCCGGCUGAACUGCCGCCUCGCCUACUCGCUCUGGAGCCAGCUGGUCAUGCUGCUGGAGUGGUGGUCCUGCACGGAGUGCACGCUGUUCACCGACCAGGCCACCAUGGACUGCUUGGGGAAGGAACACGUGGUCAUCAUCCUCAAUCAUAACUUCGAGAUCGACUUCCUCUGCGGGUGGACCAUGUGUGAGCGGUUUGGUGUGCUGGGGAGCUCCAAAGUGCUGGCCAAGAGGGAGCUGCUGUGUGUGCCCCUCAUCGGCUGGACGUGGUACUUCCUGGAGAUCGUGUUCUGCAAGAGGAAGUGGGAGGAGGACCGGGACACUGUCAUCGAAGGGCUGAGGCGCUUGGCCGACUACCCUGAGUACAUGUGGUUCCUCCUGUACUGUGAGGGCACGCGCUUCACGGAGAAGAAGCACCGCGUCAGCAUGGAGGUGGCCGCCUCCAAGGGGUUGCCUCCCCUCAAGUACCACCUGCUGCCUCGUACCAAGGGCUUCACCACUGCAGUCCAGUGCCUGCGAGGGACAGUCGCAGCCGUCUAUGAUGUCACUCUGAAUUUCCGGGGAAACAAGAACCCGUCUUUGCUGGGAAUCCUCUACGGGAAGAAGUACGAGGCGGAUAUGUGUCUGAGGAGAUUCCCUCUGGAGGUGAUCCCGCAGGACGAAAAGGAAGCGGCUCAGUGGCUUCAUAAGCUGUACCAGGAGAAGGACGCCUUGCAGGAGAUGUACAACCAGAAGGGCGUGUUUCCAGGGGAGCCGUUCAGACCUGCCCGACGGCCGUGGACGCUCCUGAAUUUCCUCUUCUGGGCCACAGUUCUCCUGUCUCCUCUGUUCAGCUUCGCCCUGGGCGUCUUUGCAAGUGGAUCUCCCCUGCUGAUCCUGAUGUUCCUGGGCUUUGUCGGGGCAGCAAAGGAAAGAAAAAUACUGGGCAUUAUCUCUGAUACACUGUAACGAGCCUUCUGAAUAGAGGUAGGUUGAAUGUCUAGAAAAACAAAUAGAGGAAAGAGGCAUAAAAAAAUUAGCCACUAAAUUGGAAAAGUAAUAAUGUGUUGGCCCUAAGUAUGUCGGGAAGAUGUAUCGGGAUGGCGUAAAUUCUUUAUAAACAACAGCACUGUCCUGAAUUAGGUUUGGAGACGGCGUCAGGGCAGAUGCCGAGCAGUGCGCAGGCCGAGACCCGGUGCUGCUAUCUGCGGGGCUGAAUGCGGGCAGGCCCUGGGGGGCCGAAGGGUUAGAACAGGACAGCUUAACCUGCUUUCGUUUUAGAACGAAGGGUGCUUGCCUCCGUGCUAAAGCACAUCCCCCGCCCCAGGGUGAGCGGCUACCUUAGAGCUGACCCGUCUUCCCACAGCUUGCUGCUCCUCUGUCUUCCUGGGUUCCUCUGUGCCCUUUGUAAGUCACUAAUUCCGAAGACAUCUCAAAAGAAACAGGUGGCAGAGCCAUCUCCUGGAAAAGGCACAGUUAGAUCCUUUACCACUUGGCUAAUAGUCCUGGUUUGCCAGAUAAGUCCCGCCCCCCUGAAAUGAACACGUGGUGUGUGAAUUCUACAUGGAGUCGGUUCACGAGCGGUGCAGACUCCUCCGUGAAUGGAGACGGAGACCAGGGUGUAGGUUUCAAACCUCAGUGAUUCCUUCUGAUUCAAUACGGAUCAGCUCAUCCACUGAACACCAAGCCCUUUGGGAGCAAUAAAAACUACACCAUGAAUGUUCAGGCCUUUUUUUUUUUUUGAGAGGGUUGAUCUUGCUUUUCAUUUACUUCAGAAGGAAAAGGGGAGGGGGACGCCUUUAAUUCUUGCAUUUAAUAAAUUGCACUUUUCUCUAUGCUUUGCCUUUGCACCCACUACUGAGCUCCGCUGCUGAUGCUGUCCCAUCAGAUUCAGGCUGAGGGUUGGCACAGGCCUUGCUGGUUGCAGUUGCCUUGUGCGCUCCAGGCCCGAAGGGGGCCCUGCACACUGGGCCCUGGGUCAGUCAAGGCCUGGGAGGGGAUUGCUGACCCUCCCUCCUGGAGUAGACUCUGCUGCUUGCCCUGUGCCUCUGGAGCCAGCCCCCUGCUCCUGCUGGGGGGUCACUGGCUCGGUGUUACUCAGCUCAGGCCAAGGCCCCACUCUCAGGUGCAGGUUCCAAGUCCUUUGUCGUCUUCCACCUACGCAUCCUGACCCUGCCCAGUGCAUGGAGUUUGGCUGGUGGACCUUCCCCAGGUGUCCAGCUGGAAGGCCAGAGUUCCUCGGGCCCUCUCCGGGGAGAUCCAGGGGCUUCGAAGGUGACUGAUGUUUCCAUGGUGACUUCGUAGCAGCUACCAGCGCUUGGGGACUUCCUGGCUCCCCUCUCCGGGGUCUUUGUGACUCACUGAGCUCACUGGGGAAGGGCUUGGCUGCUCAGAGGGAGAGCAGGUCGUAGGUGUGUGACUGCUCGGUGUGCACCCUCUUUCUACGGACUGGAGCCUGGUGGGGUGUGAAGUAGCUGCGCACUGACGAGAGUUCUAACCCGAGGAAGGAGUGGCACCGGCCGCCCUGUUUGAGGCGCUCUGUGGUCGCUGUCCUCAAGAAGCACAGGGUCUGUCUGAAGCGAUGAGCUCUGAAUAUAGAAACCACGAAAUCACAAAGCAACAGUGCACAUGGCACUUUCUUAUAAAAAAACAAAACAGUGCAGGUGUGGUCACUGAUCAGUACUGAACCUACCUUAUCCGUCCCUGUCACCACCCCGUGCACCGAGGCAGGAGAGCCCUCCUUACACUAACUCAGUUACUGAGCACGUGUUGGUCUGAAGAGAAGCAGUGGGUGUGGUCACGUGCGACUCAAGAGCUGUCUGUAGGCCGUCCCCACCCAUGUGACUGCUGACUGUCAGGUUUGGGGAGGAGAAGGAGUAAUUCUCUGCAUGUUGCUUUGUCUCUGCCCGAGACACCUAUAGGAUAAGCCAAAUAGAAUCUUUUCAGCCCCGCUGACUGUCAGCUGAAUUGUUCGACCCUGAGCGUGACCUCACGCUGCGAACUCCUCACAGCAACGCAUGCUUCCCCCAGCACGCGACACUCGGCACAACCCUCGGCGUCCAAUGGUGUGAUGUAGCUUCCGACUCUCCUGCCGUGUAACCAGGCUCAGCUCUGAAACAGCGGGCCUGCCUCGCCCGCCCGCCUUCUCUCUGGAGACAGCACGUCCCUGGCCCACGUGCCUUCCCUUUGUCUAGUGAAUUAGCUCCUGAAGCAAAGGCCAGCCCCUCCGAAGGCCCAGGCUUGGUGCCAUGCCACCCCCCCCCCCCCCAUUCCGGCUACACCACUCACUUGGACUGGACCAGGCUUUAUCCCAAACCCUGCUUGGGGCUGCCAGGGUGCAUGCGGACAUCGGGGUUUCACAUUCUUGCAUAUCAGGGCCAGGACGCAAAAACACAGGGACAGUUUGGGGAUAGAAGGAGUCCCAUUGUGUUCUGUUUGAUUGAGGGGGUGGACCCAUGCGAAUGAAGUUUUAGCACAAGCAUUUGCCACUCCAUGAUUCAGUGACAGUGGUGGCCUUCUCACAGACCACUCGGGAAAUGAAAGGACAGGAUCACUUUCACAGAGCCUGGGAAAUGACCAGAGAAGCUGACGCCAGGCAGCCCCAGCGGCAGCCCUGCGUUCUUUUCAAAGACAAUCGGGUUGUUCUAAAAUUUUAAGCUUUGUAAUGGCAAGUUCGCCUCGAGUUUUCUUUUCUCGUAUAAACUUUCGUUUCUUGACUUUUUGUUGCCUAAGCACUUGGACAGAAGUCAAAGCUGUGAAUGAGAUACUGAAAUGCACUAAAUUGUAUUAAAUUAAACUGGAGUUACUUGAUAACAAUGAAGAAAUGCAUCUGAUCUGCUUGUAUUUAUUGUCUCGGAACUGUACGUUGUGACAAUCGAAUGUUACUUGCCUAAAUGCCAGGGAAUCCAACUGGCUUCUAAUCAUAAAGACCACCAGCAAGUGAUGUACCAUAAACUAACUGUUAGACAUGAAGACCGUCCGCAAGUACUGUCGCUGGAAAUGAAAACCUCUCUGGAAAACCACACAAACCAUCGACUCAAGUGUGUGUGAUAGACAUUGAGGUCUUUUUCUAUUGUUGACAAUCUGCCAUAGCUGACCACUGGCCAGUUUCAAAGGGUGAUCAAUUGUAUACAGGGUGCACAUAUUAACGUUAUAUGGACGUUCCUUUUGUACACUUCAUUUUUACAAGUUUGCUACUCACAACCUUUGUGUAGUUGAGGACAGAGGUAUUUUUGGUCUAUAGGAGCUGGGGAGUGGGGGCGGGGGGAGCUAACUUAGACUUUAAAAGCCUGUGUCCCCCCCCAAACGGACUGUGUUUGCCAUGCUCUGCGGAGAUCACUCUGUGCGUGGGCGUGUGAGCCUGCCUGAGUGGCGGUAUUUUCCAGAGAAAAUGCUGCAGGCAUCUCACUUGUUUACUGAAGUUGCAACUGUGAAAGAGAGGGAUGAACUAUCCACAGCGUAAGAGAAAGUGACUGUCGGCCUCCUUCUGUUCCUUUGUCUCUAGUCUGCAUAGAUUUUCCCCCAGGGAAGUGCAGGACCUCGGCUCACUGGCCUGUGGGGUUGUCACCUGCCCCAGCUGCUCCCCGUCCUGCUCUGCGCAGUGCACUUGGCACGCCUCUCUUUCCCUGCUGGCUGCCUCCGGAGGAGAACGGGGAAGGAGCACCAUCAUCUGGCCAAGGCCAGAGGGGAAAUUAGUUGGUGCAUCAAGUCUACGACAUGACUCUGCCUAUAUAUGGGUCUUAAAAGCCAUCAAGGACGAAAGGGUUUCCAAAGUAGGCAUGUAUACAUCAAAAGCUAUUUUUUGUAAAAAUGUAUUCUAUGGAGAAAACCAAGGACCCCUUUUUCUUCUUUAUAAAGAACUACUCUUGUUAGAACCAAGAGCUAUUCCAGGGUCACAUUUGUCUGUCUGAGAAAAAUAAA